GCAGUACCCAGCUAGCAUAUAACCUAUAGCUAAAUAUACCAUAUUAAUGUAAAUUUCAUGGUCUAAUUGUAGGUUUACAAUGUAUAACAGAUAUUUACUCUUAAAAUACUUAAUGAAAGAGGAUAUCUAACUGUAAAAUGGCUGUCCCUGGGAAAAAAGUACCAUCAGACUUUUCAUCAUCAAUAUCCUUGGGGUCAGAAGAGGAUUUGAAACUUUUCUGCCUGCCAUGUGAUAGAGAAGGUCCUAGACUUCCUGCUUUUGGGUUCUGCAAAGACUGCAAUGAACACUUGUGUCAGUCAUGUUACAAUCACCACAAAAAAGCUACACCUAGCAGACACCAUGUUUUACUGGAUAUACACACUAUGCCCAAAACACAACAACUUUCUUCACCAUCAGAUCAUGUUGCUUCACAUGAUGACCUUACAAUACCAUGCCUCAAACACAAGAAAAAAAUGAUUGAGUUUUACUGUCAACAUCACAAGGUAACUCUGUGCAGUGUAUGCGUCACCUUGGAACACACUGGCCAACUCUGCAAGGUAGACUACAUACCUGAUAUAGCUGAAGAAACUGUUGACAGCAAGGAAUUCAAAGACAUCACUGAACACAUGGAUGCCCUUCUACAACACUGCCAGAGUGUUAAAGAAAAAUGUAAGAAGGUAACAGAUAAAUCUAAUGCAUCUAUAACUGAAGCACUAAAAGAAAUAAGGAAGCAUAGACAAGAAAUCAACAAAAGAAUUGAUGAAUUAGAGAGUGAAGUUGAAAACAAGGCAAAAACUCUUCAUCAGCAAAAUAAAGAGAGAGUACAGAACACUGAAGCAAUAUGUGAUGAUGUCACUAAAUCUGUGAAGGAACUGUCCAACAAUAUUAAACAAAGCAAUAUAGCAAAACAAGCAGAUAAACUUUUCAUCGAGUUGAAAACUGCUCAGCUGGAGAUCACAGAGCAUGAAACUUGUAUCAAAGAGUUAAUAACAGCUGAAGAUGUUAAAGAAUAUCAGUUUACAUCAAACCAAACAAUUUUAACUGUUCUUCAAAAAGAAACAUCACUUGGCACUCUUGAAGACAAGAUACUUGCUACUAAAGUGAAAAAAGCACUUGAUGAAUAUGUACAAAUACCACUUGGACAGCCUGUACUUGAAGCAGAAACAGAAACGAAAACAAAGUCCUCUCCAGCUAGUAAAACUAAUGAAGAUUAUUCCCAAAAUGGAAGAAUACAUGUACAAACACAAAGCGAUAAAAAAAUCUGUGAGAUUACAGGCAUGACAGUUCUAAAUUCUGAUGAACUAGCUGUAGCUGAUAACUCGAAUAAGUGUAUCAAAAUGAUCUCUGUAAGCAGUCAAACAGUCACUUCACAAAUGUCUCUAUCUCAACCACCCUGGGGCAUUACCAAAGUGACCAAUAAUAAGGUUGUUGUUACUCAGCCAUAUGGGAAUCGUAUACAGUUCAUAUCAGUAAACUCAAAAAUGUUGUCACAAGAACACAGUUUAAAAAUAGGUGGAAAAGGUCGUGGGAUAUGUUUUUACAAAGAUAAACUAGUGGUGUCAUAUGAUUCUCCUGCAAAAGUCGAGAUCUUAGAUAUGAAGGGGACAGUACUUACUACAGUAACACAUAAUACCAAAGGUGGAAGGCUUUUUAAGAAUCCAUAUUAUGUUCAGGUUAACAAUCAUUCUAUCUAUGUGUCUGAUUGGGGCAACACAACAAUUACUAGGUUAAACUGGAAAGGCAUGGAAACUGGUAGUUUUACAGAAUUUGGACAAAACAAAGGUAUUGCAUUGUCAUCUGAGGAUACUUUGUUUGUUUGUGACUUUACAAGGUAUAAAGUUUUUGAGUUAUCAGAUGAUUGUACAAAAAGAAAGAUAGUGACAAAAAGUGUUAAAUUGCCAUAUGCUUUAUGCUGGUGUAAUGAGGCUCAAACCUUGUAUGUCAGCUCUAACUCUUCUUCAGAAAUGGGGAACUUCAUAUAUAUCCUUCACAAAUAAUAACUAGUGUGAUGCAAAAUCAAUAAAAUGAAUGCAACUGCCGAUUCAUUUGUAAAUUAGUUGUAUCAUAGCUUCAUGUAUGUUUGAAAGAACUGAACUGUUAAAUGACAGUAUACAUUUAAUCAAUACAUUUAUUAAAAUGUUACAUAUUAAAAUGUUAAAUAAAGGAAAAGAAGUUUGUCCUAAAAGUACACUGGUCUUAUUUGGCAUUUGUAACAUUUUAUGAUGGAUAUUGCUGCAACUUUCACUGAUAAAUUAUAUAUUAUAAUCUGGAUAUAUAUAUAUAAAUAGCUCUCUUAGUUUCUGUUUUUGCAGCUAACUCCUUCUGGGCCCGUAUUCUUCAGCCAUGUCACAAAACAGAUAGAAUAAUUUAAAUGCUGAGUAUCUGGUAUUUUCUUAUGGGCGAUAACCCUUCAUAUUAAUCAGAAUACAAAUCAGAAACUCAUGAUUGUGUUUAUUACAAAUAGCAUGUAAUACUGAAAAUAUAUAUAUUUCACUGAGUGAAACUGUUAUUAUUGUCCUUGGCUUGUCAAACUAGCAGCGAGUGAUUCUGCCUUUGCGACCAAUGCAGACCAAGAUCAGCCGUGCAGGCUGAUCAUGGUCUGCACUGUUAGUUAUUUAGUCAGUAAAUUUCAGUGAAUACCCCUUUGAAUAAUAAACGGUAUAGCCCAUUGUAGAAAUUUAGCGGGGUAAAGGUUAAUAAGGAUCAGUUACAGAAGCAUAACCAGCACCAGAAUUCAUGUGCUCUAUGUAAACUAGGGAUGGGAACGAAUACUGAAAUCAAUAUUCGAAUAUUCGGUUUGCCAUAUUCGAAUAUAUUCGAAUAUUCGGUUAGUUUUAAUGGAAGCUUUAAAUUUUUAUUAAGUGAUUAGCAUAUACAUAACGUAUUCAUUUGUUUAAAGCGUGGAUCAUCGUAAAUAAGGCCAAAAAAAUGUUUGUUCCGGGUAACCCGAUGCUACAUAGCAAAACCCGCCGAAUCUAGCGUUUUAUUUUACGAUUCUGUCAGUAUAAUCAUGAACAUAUUUAACUAAUUCAGUGUUUUAGCUUCAAAAUGAUACAAAAAAUCAAAACGAUUAGAAUUUAGACCGUCGCAAUUUUAUCUAAAUAUAGCAGGUCGUCCCAUUUAAACACGUGACGCACUGUUGUAUUACCGCCGCCAUUUUGAAAAAUUUCAAUCGGCGCGUAGAAAUCGUCGUGUAAAAAGCAAGUAAGACAGACUUAAACCUUCUUCAACAUGAACUUAUGCAUCAAUCAUAUGUUUUUCUUGAUUUUAUUAUUAACUACUUCAAAAUUUAAUUCGAAUACGGCCGACUGCGGAUGAAAACCGUUUCUGCGGAUGGUCUGAAACGUCGUACAAAAUAUUGUGAAAAGAUCGACAAUAUCUACAAGUUUGGUAUUGUUUUCGAAAAAAAAAAAAUUCUACAACUUGUUACAUAAAACCGGCGCCAAUAAAAAUGUACAAAAGAUAAAAAGAUAUCACAUUUACGCCUAAUACAAACUGUUAAUCCGUAGCGAUGACCCCAGGUAAUUAUGCAUUGCAAUUUUCUUGUUAAUUAGACAUCUUUUGACAUGCAUCUGACACAUUGACGCCUGUUGCAAACUGUUAAUCCGUAACGAUGGCCCCUGCCAAUUAUGCAUUGCUAUUUUCUUGUUGAUUGGACAUCUUUUCAUACGCGAUAAACUGACAUGACAUGGUUUUAUUCUGUAGAAUUAGCAUGCUCAUGUUGCCCAAAAUCAAUGAUACUUAUUUUGAAAAAAAAAUUACAAUAAUUUACGAAUAUUCGAAUUUGAUUUUCAUAUUCGAAUAUUCGACCGAUUUUCGAAUAUUCGAAUAUUCGAAUAUUCGUUCCCAUCCCUAAUGUAAACCCUUCAAACUUGAAAUUUUCUCAAUAUCAAAUCACUACUACAAUAAUUUCUAUGUUUUACUAUUAAUAAGAUAACUUUUUGUGUCUUGUAACAAAUAAAAAAAUAAUUUAUUACACUGACACUUGAUUUCAUUAUUUUAAGAGUGGUAAAUUACAAGACGAUGGGUCUUAACAUAAUUCUAGCCAUUUAUUUAAAGCUACUCAUCCACAGUAUGAGUUAAAUUGUCCAACAUGUUUAUUUCCACUAAGUUUGGCAUAGAAUGUAUAUAUGACUCUGCAAAGUCAUAACGUGGGUGAAAAUAAAGUUAGAUACUGGUAAAAAUGCAAAUUUUCUGCAUUAUUUCAAAACAUUGCAACAGUUUACUAACUUCUGUACAUUAUUUUUGGUUAUUUAUAAGACUAUUUUGCAAAAAUCUUAUGUCAGUAAGUUUGUACGACUAGUAACUUAAGUACUCAUUGUUUACGGAUUUUUGAGAGAAAUUAUUUUUCACCUAAAUGUGUGGGUUAGUCACUUUAAAAAAUUCUAAUAUAAUUUGACAUUCACAUUUGAUAUGGCUUUAUCUUAUCUUUUAAAUGAAAAACAGAGUUUGCAAGUUGAUCGCAAUAUUUUCCAUAUGCUUAG
This is a messenger RNA of Mercenaria mercenaria, 4463 nucleotides long. RefSeq names its product E3 ubiquitin-protein ligase TRIM71-like. Gene Ontology annotation, cellular component: nucleoplasm; chromatin. The record is from RefSeq and is a predicted model, not a curated record. The coding region runs from base 138 to 1976 and encodes 612 amino acids. Gene Ontology annotation, biological process: positive regulation of DNA-templated transcription. Gene Ontology annotation, molecular function: ubiquitin-protein transferase activity; zinc ion binding. Lineage: Eukaryota; Metazoa; Mollusca; Bivalvia; Venerida; Veneridae. The transcript is spliced from 2 exons.